This is a messenger RNA of Cuscuta campestris, 2309 nucleotides long. NCBI's taxonomy places the organism in Eukaryota, Viridiplantae, Streptophyta, Magnoliopsida, Solanales, Convolvulaceae. The record is from the annotation of a GenBank genome assembly.
AUCAACAUUUUACUCUAUCUCCUCCUAGCAUCUCUUUUGAUCACCCCAUUGGAGAUGGCCUAAGUACUCCUCUAUCAGUUAGUUUAUUGGGAUGCUCUGGCUUCCUCCGGGCAAAGCUUGUAACCUCGUGUUUUACAAGUACCUAUCUUUGCUAGUAAAAGGGUUUUUGCUGAGAAACAAUUGGAGGUGAAAUCAGGCUAUCAAUAGAGGAGGCCUGAGGAGCUCGUAAAUUUGCACUUGUACAGUUCUAGUCUUGCUCAUACAAGCUGGAGGUAAUCUUACAAGGGUUUGGUAGUCCAUUCUAGAACGAAGAAGAAAUACCUAAAAAGCACAGUGAUCUGGAAUCUUCGUUGACUGUCUCAGUCUGAACCAAAGCCAACAGCACUAGUAAAGCUAUUGUUCUGUGGUUAAUGAUGCUUAAACUAUGGCCAGGAACCUCCCUGCUCAUAUGUGGGUUGUUGUCCGAGAUAGCAGGUGCAUUUGUGGGGAUAAAUGUUGGGACUGAUGUCACGGACAUGCCAUCGGCAUCAGAUACGGUUGCACUCCUUCAAGCUCAUCAAAUAACACACGUACGGCUUUUUGAUGCCGAUGCUCGCAUGCUCAAAGCUCUAUCCCAUACUGGGAUUGAAGUCACUGUUGGUGUCACAAAUGAUGAGGUGUUACGGAUUGGCGAAUCCUCUUCAAUGGCAGCUGCUUGGGUGAACAAAAAUGUCGCGGCUUACAUCUCAUCAACUAAUAUCACAGCAAUUGCAGUGGGGAGUGAAGUCCUCACUUCAAUCCCUAACGCCGCACCUGUUUUAGUUCCAGCAUUGCAAUACCUGCAUAAAGCCCUGGUUGCAGCUGACCUAAAUGACCGAGUCAAAGUCUCGACUCCUCAAUCAAUGGAUAUUAUUAUGAAUGCCUUUCCCCCAUCCACUGCCACAUUCAAACCUUCAUGGAACUCAACGGUUCUUCAGAUCCUCCAGUUUUUGAAAAGCACGAAUUCCUACUUCAUGUUGAAUGCUUAUCCUUAUUAUCAGUAUGUCCAAUCCCAAGGCAUAUUCCCGAUUGAGUAUGCCCUCUUCCAACGGCUUUCCUCGGUCAAACAGGUUGUUGACCCAAAUACCCUUUUCCACUACAACAGCAUGUUUGAUGCAAUGGUGGACGCUGCAUAUAAUGCUAUUACAUCCUUCAACUUCUCCGACAUCCCUGUUGUCGUGACAGAAACUGGUUGGCCAUGGUUUGGGGGGACAAAAGAACCUGAUGCCACUGUGCAAAAUGCUGAAGCGUUUAAUAAGAAUCUGAUCCAGCGUGUUUUAAAUGACUCUGGGCCGCCAAGUCAGCUUGGGACUCCCAUUAGUGCUUAUAUUUAUGAGCUCUUUAACGAGGACAAAAGGCCUGGACCUAUCUCCGAAAGAAACUGGGGAAUAUAUUUUCCAAAUGGGACUGCAGUUUAUCCCCUUUUGGAUGGUGGCGUAGGAAAAGGUUUUGAUAAUUCUUCUGCAGUUUUCUGUGUCGCAAAGCCAGGGGCAGAUCCUAAGAAGCUUCAGAGUGGACUUAACUGGGCAUGUGGGCCAGGGCAAGCAAAUUGCUCUGACAUUCAGCCAGGGCAGCCUUGUUAUUCCCCUAACAAUUUGCAAAACCUCUCUUCUUAUGCCUACAAUGACUACUAUCACAAAGCGGUUGGUAUGAAUGGAACUUGUGAUUUCGAGGGUACAGCAAUAAUAACUCAUAUAGACCCCAGUUAUGGGUCUUGCAGAUAUACUGGAAGCUCGAAUUUGAGUAUCAGUAGUCUCUUCCCGCCCACGCCAUUCGGACCUGUGGGCCCAGAAACUGCGGAAGCCUCUAGAAUGCUACUACCUCGCCAUCUCGGUAAAAUCUUAGCAAUACUUCUUACUGUGAUGUUGCUCAAGCCAAACGCGGAGUCGAGAUCUUGAUUCCAGGAGUGGUUUCGGGCGUAGGGUGUACACUAAUCAGGGGUCGAUUUCAGUAGAUGGUUGGAGUAGUAUUCCAUUCUUUUGCUACUGGGUUUUUCCCAGUUCUUCACAUUGGUAUGGCUGUGUUGUCCAUGCUUUGAUCUUUCAGGGGUCAUCUGCUUGUUUUUUUGGUAGUUUGGUUGUGAUUUCCCUUCUUCCUUCACCUGCUUGUUCUCUAAAGCCUCAUCCAUACCCUGAAUUGGUAAAGGGGGGCAAAGGGGGUAACAUCUAGUUUCCAAUUCUGGUAACGGCAAAAAGGGACCGUAUUGGUUUUUGAAUGUACCAAGGAAUAUCUACUUUCUAUCGACCCGUUUGAUAUUAUAGCUUACUUUAUCUCCUCUUAGUCUAUUGUCC